GCGCGGGUUAGCGAGAAACUCCAUCUUGUCUCCGUUCUGCCCGCCAUUUCACGCGCACCGACCGGGGCCCGCUCACGCAACGGUACCGGACAGAGGGCGGAAGUACCGGUGAUCCGACUAACGGCGACGCGACAUUCCCCGAUCCUCACCGAACGCCGUUCAGACCGGAACUGGCCGGCUCCCCGGUUGGACCGCCGGUCGGGGCCCGGUACCGGGACAGGCUAUCCCGGGCCGGGCUGUACCGGACCGCUCCGAUCAACGAUCGAUAUUAAGGGCUACAUGCUAACAGCUAGCCUGCUCUCGUCUCCUCAGCUCGACUCGCAGCGUGCACGCGUUCCAUGCGCGUCUCCGCGGUAUAAGAGCUACAUGUACUGUGCGCGCGUGUACGUGAGUCUGGUAUUACAGCAGCACGUGACAGCUGGAUCAACGACAGCAUUGAUGAUUAUCAGCGUAUUGAUCUGCUGAUCGAACAUUGAUCACGUGGUGUCUGUUAAGAUGAUUGGCUGCAGUUCUACUCAGACUUCCUGGAUUACAGCAGGUUGAAAUAAAGCUGUUGAAAAGUGUUUCACCUUUGACCUCAGCCUUAGCACCUCCUAUGUCCUAGCCUUGUUUGCUUUCCUCAGAGCGAGUGUGGAAUCGUCCCGAGCUAAACCUCCGUCCUCAGACUGUUCGUCGGUAGACCAGAAUCAGAUAUCAGAAUACUUUAUUAAUCCCUGGAGAAGUUAUUUUGGUUACAGUGCUCCAGUACAAACAGUAACAAAGACAGACAAUACAAGAAGUAAGAAAUAGGACAAUAUAUACAAUAUACACACACACACAUAUGUAUGUAUAUAUAUAUAUACAUAUGUCACUUAUUGAUAAAUAUCUGAAUAAGAAAGAAGAGCAUGUGCAAAAAGGGUGUAGCUAUUGCUGUAAACUGUAAAUAUGUCAGCAGGUUAUGGAUGAAAUGGAAAAUGCAGUUAUGAUGAACACAUGAUCUGCUUCACGUCGGUUAUUACGUCGAUGUUUCCAUGAAAGAUUAGGACUGUGGACAGCUUCAGGAUGCUUCAGUGUCUCCUCUGCUUAAGGACGCACUGAAGCUCCUUUCCUUAGUAUGUGGGACAGCUCUGAUUAUGGCCGCCACACAGAUACUUCCAGGUGAUGUCUUUCAGUGAAGAGCUUUCACUAGCAAAAUGGACUCUGUUUAGUGAGGUGACAGGAAGUGACAUCAUGAACGUCAUCAUCAAAGAUGAAUCAUCAUCACGCUGAUGGUGCGAUCUCAAACAUUGACUGUUUUUAAGAAUCCAAACAAUCUGAAGGGAAAUCUUUAAAACUGCAUCGUGAGUCGGAGGAGGUCUGUGAACAUGUGACACAUGGCUCACAUGACCUGUCAGAGGAGCAGGUGAGCCUGACAGUAAAAGCCUGGUCACAUGUUUGCAGUGAAAGGCUUUUAAUUUGAAAUAAUACAGGAAGUUUAUGUAUAAGGGUUGGAGCAGGUCAGGUCUGCUGAUUGGAAGGUCGGCGGUCCGAUCUCUGGCUGCUGCAGUCUGCGUGCCCUUGUUUCUCCAGUGGAGUGUGAAUGAGUGUGAUUGGGUGAAAGAGGCACGUUGUAUAUAGCGCUCAAAGAGACGUGCUACAUAUGAACCAGUCCAUUUACCACAAACAGCAUGAUGCAGUUAAACAGACCGAACAGUAACAGGUGACCAGAGCUCACCAUAGUAACCUGUACAUAGCAGUACGGGUUGCUAUGGUAACAGACACCAUCCAGCUGUGUACUGCAACUCCAUUUACACAGUUGUAAUGUCAGAGCUGAUGUCAUCUGUGUUCAGUGUCAUGUGACGUAUCACGUGAUCAUCUGUGACAUCAUGUGAACAGCUACAGAUGUCAUAAGAUUAAUUGUGAAAUUAAAGUUGUUCCUGGUUAGUGUUGUUAGCUAACCAUCAACACCUGGUUUAUGCUGGAGCUGGGGCAUCGCCUCGUUCAUAGCUAAAGGUAGAAAUGGUGUCCUGGAGCUCCUCUGACAUAGAACGCUGAUCAUUGAUGGCUGAGGUCGGAGAAGGGAUAGAUCAGAGACACGAGGAGAACCUCACAUGACUGUAAUGUAAAAACAGGUGUUGAUGAUGUCACACAUUUUGAUUGGUCAGGUGGUUUCAGUCCUGGGGGAUAAUACUAGCUGUAAGUAUCAUUACCACCUGACCAGACCAGGGUGCUUUGAACCUGAUUACGUGACCUGUACCUGUUCUCAGAUGGCGGAAACGGUGAAGUACGUGGAUGACGAACAUAAGAGCAUCUUCUUGAAGCUGCUGAACGAGCAGCGACUGGAGGGCGAGCACUGCGACAUCGCCGUGGUCGUCGAAGACGUCAAGUUCCGUGCUCACCGCUGCGUCCUCGCCGCCUGCUCCAACUACUUUAAAAAGCUCUUCAAAAAACACGAGGUGGACAACUCAUCAGUGAUUGAGAUUGACUUCAUCCGCUCUGACAUCUUUGAGGAAGUCUUGAACUACAUGUACACGGCGAAGAUCUCUGUGAAGAAGAAGGAUGUCAACCUGAUGAUGUCAUCAGGCCAGAUCCUCGGCAUCCGCUUCCUUGACAAACUCUGCUCUCAGAAGCGAGAUGUGUCGUCGGAGGACAAGGAGAAGUUUCCCUAUGACAUCGUAAAGAUGGCGCUGCCGCCUGAGGCUCAGCUCGCGGCCGACUCAGAGGUGCUCGGUGAGCACGAUGACACGUCUGCCACAGAUGACCUUGUGGAGCCCUCGGCCAAUCCAGAGCUGGAUAAGUCUCCCAGUGCAGCGCUGCAUGUGCAAGAGGCAAUCCUAAAGGAACUGACCAAUGAGGAUGUGCACAAGGUAACCUGCUACGAUCAGGAUGUGGUGACGGAGAUGGAGGCGGAGCCUAAAGAGCUUGUUGCGGAGCAUCACGCCACACAGACGCUGACCUUCGCGGACAGCAUUGGGGAAGUGAAGGACGAGCAGCCGCCAGGCUGGUCGACGGCGACUGCCGACAUGAAGUUCGAAUACCUGCUGUACGGACACCGCGAGCAGCUCGCCUGCCAGGUGUGUGGGAAGACUUUCUUGGAUGAGAGCAGACUCAGGAAGCACGAGAAGCUUCACUCGGCUGAGCGUCCAUUCGCUUGUGAGAUUUGCACCAAAGCUUUCACCACCCACGCUCACCUGAAAGAACACCUGAAGAUCCACGCAGGUUUCAAACCCUACAGGUGUGACGUGUGCGGGAAAUCUUUCAUUCGCGCUCCGGACCUGAAGAAACAUGAACGAGUUCACAGCAACGAGCGGCCCUUCGCCUGCCAGAUGUGCGAAAAGGCUUUUAAACACAAGUCUCACCUGAAGGAUCACGAGAGGAGACACAGAGGGGAGAAACCGUUCGUCUGUCCGUCCUGCACCAAGGCCUUCGCCAAGGCGUCAGAUCUGAAGCGUCAUGAGAACAACAUGCACAGUGAGAGGAAGCAGCUGAAUCCUUUGCAGAGUGACACUGAGACACUGCAGGCUGCUGCCAUGGCUGCUGAGGAGCAACAUCUGGACUCCAUCAGCUGCUCCUAACAUCUGGACAGCCCUUUAACCUUUUCUGCUUUCACACAAACUUUGAACGGACUUUGGCUCUGUUUGGUAGGAGCCUUUUUUCCUGCGUCGAGUUGAUGCACAUGAACCAAGUGUAAGAUAAACUGAGCAGUCAUGUGACUCAAAUGUUGUCAUGUGACCUCCCUCUGGCUACAUGUGUGAUUUGUAACCUGGCGUGUUUGUCUUUUCAGUUUGAAGCAUACAUUUAUAAACUGUGUAAAUUAUAAACACUUCUGCUCAGUUUCAUGAGCAAUGAGAGAGAGAACAGUUUAAAUAAAGAUUCAACCUUA
Molecule: messenger RNA, 3841 nt
Organism: Oreochromis aureus
Lineage: Eukaryota; Metazoa; Chordata; Actinopteri; Cichliformes; Cichlidae
Product: zinc finger and BTB domain-containing protein 14
Exons: 9
Coding region: 2097-3533 (478 amino acids)
Biological process (GO): regulation of transcription by RNA polymerase II
Cellular component (GO): nucleus
Molecular function (GO): DNA-binding transcription factor activity, RNA polymerase II-specific; RNA polymerase II cis-regulatory region sequence-specific DNA binding; protein binding
Source: RefSeq, a predicted model, not a curated record